Molecule: messenger RNA, 664 nt
Organism: Pistacia vera
Lineage: Eukaryota; Viridiplantae; Streptophyta; Magnoliopsida; Sapindales; Anacardiaceae
Exons: 2
Coding region: 1-459 (152 amino acids)
Source: RefSeq, a predicted model, not a curated record
AUGUCUCAGCAAAGCGUUCAAGACCAUUUUCUUAAAUACAUACUUGGGGGACACGGGCACCUAAAUUUUCUCGUUAGUUUCGGUAAUAUACUACUUCGGUCAUUUUGGCACCCCCGCACUCGUUCAUCAUGGCGUACGCCGCCAAAUCCCAGGAGCACCGCCCCAAAGGGCCCAAACCCUAAAAAAUCACUACCAUUUAUAAAAAAUGCAAUAAAACACAAACACAGCUUCAUCCAGUUAUUCGCGAUGUCCGGAAUAUUGUUGUUGAGCCUCAGAUCAUUGGGCCAGAAGUAUUACCUCCAUGAACUUGAAGAGGACACUUCAGCUCUUAAAGAGGAGCAAGAAUCCCUAACUCAUCGAAUGAACAACAUUAAGAGCAGCCUCCUCCACGAAGCCUCUCUCGAAUCGACCAGCCGUUUCGCUUCUCGUCUGCGCCUUCUCUUCGGCGAGGAAAAUUGAUUCAAAUGGAGAGAUUUGUGAGUCAUUUUGUGGUUUCAUGUAAUUUUAUAUUAACUAGAGAUGGAUUUUAGAGUUUUUAUUAUUAUUUGAGUUUAGCAAUGAAGGAGUUUUGUUUUGUGACCGUUUGAAGUGAUAUACGCCUGGUUGUUGUUAUUUUUUAACUUGCUAUUGUGAUAUGGACUAAAACAAACCAAAUUUGUAUGAA